Lepus europaeus (European hare) is the source of this 6775-nucleotide messenger RNA. It is a transcript of the gene MET, whose product is annotated as MET proto-oncogene, receptor tyrosine kinase. Lineage: Eukaryota; Metazoa; Chordata; Mammalia; Lagomorpha; Leporidae. The record is from RefSeq and is a predicted model, not a curated record. Gene Ontology annotation, cellular component: semaphorin receptor complex; membrane. The transcript is spliced from 22 exons. Gene Ontology annotation, molecular function: transmembrane receptor protein tyrosine kinase activity; protein binding; ATP binding. Gene Ontology annotation, biological process: regulation of GTPase activity; protein phosphorylation; negative regulation of cell adhesion. The coding region runs from base 183 to 4388 and encodes 1401 amino acids.
GCCCGCGGCGCCCGCAGCGCCUCGGAGCGCUUUGUGACCAGAUGCGGAGCCGGGCGGAGGGCGCGAGCCAGAUGCGGGGCGACAGCUGACUCGCUGCAGGCAGGAGGGGAGGCGCGGAGCGCGCGGGUCGCUCCCCGCGCCGCCGACUUCUCCUCGGCUGGUUCCUGAGCACCGCAAGGUGUAUGAAGAGUAAAUCAGAGGGCUUGGCAGAAUGCCUAGCACAUGAUAAACUUCUCACAAUGAAGGCGCCCGCUGUGCUUGCACCUGGCUUCCUUGUGCUCCUGUUUACCUUGGUGCCGAGGAGCCAUGGGGAGUGUAAAGAGGCACUGGUGAAGUCCGAGAUGAAUGUGAACAUGAAGUAUCAGCUUCCCAACUUCACCGCUGAAACGCCCAUCCAGAACGUCCUUCUGCACCAGCAUCACGUCUACCUCGGUGCCAUCAACCACAUCUACGUUUUAAAUGACAAAGACCUUCAGAAGGUUGCUGAAUACACGACCGGGCCGGUGCUGGAACACCCGGAUUGUUUGCCAUGUCAGGACUGCAGCAGCAAAGCCAAUUCCUCAGGUGCUGUUUGGAAAGAUAACAUCAACCUGGCUCUGCUUGUUGACAAGUACUAUGAUGACCAACUCAUUAGCUGUGGCAGCGUCAACAGAGGGACCUGCCAGCGACACGUCCUCCCACCUGAUAAUCCUGCUGACAUACAGUCGGGGGUUUACUGUAUGUUCUCCCCACAGGCAGAUGAAGAGCCUGGCCAGUGUCCUGACUGCGUGGUGAGCCCCCUGGGAGCCAAAGUUCUCCUAUCCAAAAAGCAGCGCUUCAUCUACUUCUUUGUGGGCAAUACCAUAAAUUCUUCUUACCUUCCAGAUCACUCAUUGCAUUCGAUAUCAGUGAGAAGGCUGAAGGAAACACAGGAUGGUUUUAAGUUUCUGACGGAUCAGUCCUAUAUUGAUGUCCUACCCGAGUUCCGAGAUUCCUACCCCAUUAAGUAUGUCCACGCUUUCGAAAGCAACCAUUUUAUUUACUUUCUGACGGUCCAAAAGGAAACUCUAGAUGCUCAGACUUUCCACACAAGAAUCAUCAGGUUCUGUUCCAAGGACUCCGGCUUGCAUUCCUACAUGGAAAUGCCUCUGGAGUGUAUUCUCACGGAGAAGAGGAGGAAGAGAGCCACCAGGGAGGAAGUGUUUAAUAUCCUUCAGGCUGCAUAUGUCAGUAAGCCUGGGGCCCAUCUUGCUAGGCAGAUUGGAGCCAGCCUGAAUGAUGACAUUCUCUAUGGGGUGUUCGCCCAGAGCAAACCAGAUUCCGCUGAACCCAUGAAUCGAUCUGCCGUCUGUGCAUUCCCUAUCAAAUAUAUCAAUGAAUUCUUCAACAAGAUUGUCAACAAAAACAACGUGAAAUGUCUCCAGCAUUUUUAUGGACCCAACCAUGAGCACUGCUUCAAUAGGACACUUUUGAGAAACUCGUCAGACUGUGAAGCACGCAGCGAUGAAUACCGUACAGAGCUGACCACCGCACUGCAGCGUGUGGACUUAUUCAUGGGCCAGUUCAACCAAGUCCUCUUAACAUCCAUCUCCACCUUCAUUAAAGGCGACCUCACCAUUGCUAACCUCGGGACCUCAGAGGGCCGUUUCAUGCAGGUUGUGAUUUCUCGAACAAUACCGUACAUCCCUCAUGUGAAUUUUCGCCUGGAUUCUCACCCUGUGUCUCCAGAAGUGGUUGUGGAGCACCCGUUAAACCAGAAUGGCUAUACACUGGUGGUCACAGGAAACAAGAUUACCAAAAUCCCAUUGAAUGGGUUGGGCUGUGGACAUUUCCAGUCCUGCAGUCAGUGUCUCUCCGCCCCUCCCUUUGUGCAAUGUGGCUGGUGCCAUGACAAGUGUGUGCCGUCAGAGGAAUGCCCCAGCGGGACGUGGACUCAAGAGAUCUGUCUGCCUGCAAUCUACAAGGUUUUCCCAGCCAGUGCACCCCUUGAGGGAGGGACCACACUGACCAUCUGUGGCUGGGACUUUGGGUUCAGGAAGAAUAAUAAAUUUGAUUUAAAGAAAACCAAAGUCCUCCUUGGAAAUGAAAGCUGUACCUUGACCUUAAGUGAGAGCACGACAAAUACGUUGAAAUGCACAGUUGGUCCUACGACGAAUGAGCAUUUCAAUAUGUCCAUAACUGUUUCAAACAGUCGAGGGAGAACACAGUAUAGUACCUUUUCCUAUGUGGAUCCUGUAAUAACAAGUAUUUCUCCAAGUUAUGGCCCUAAGGCCGGUGGCACUUUACUGACUUUAACUGGAAAAUACCUGGACAGUGGAAAUUCUAGACACAUUUCAAUUGGUGAAAAAACGUGUACUUUAAAAAGCAUGUCAAACAGUAUUCUUGAGUGUUAUACUCCAGCCCAAACCAUUUCAACUGAGUUUCCUGUUAAAUUGAAAAUCGACUUAGCCAACCGAGAAACCAGCAGCUUCAGUUACCGGGAAGACCCCAUUGUGGAUGAAUUUUAUCCAACCAAAUCUUUUAUUAGCGGUGGAAGCACCAUAACAGGUGUUGGAAAAAACCUGGAUUCCGUUAGUGUCCCAAGGAUGGUAAUAAGUGUGCACGAAGCGGGAAGUAACUUCACAGUGGCAUGUCAGCAUCGGUCCAACUCAGAGAUCAUCUGCUGCACCACUCCUUCACUACAACAGCUGAAUCUGCACCUCCCCCUGAAAACCAAAGCCUUCUUCAUGUUGGAUGGGAUCCUUUCCAAACACUUUGAUCUCACUUAUGUACAUAAUCCUGUGUUUAAGCCUUUUGAAAAGCCAGUGAUGAUCUCAAUGGGCAAUGAAAAUGUACUGGAAAUUAAGGGAAAUGAUAUUGACCCUGAAGCAGUUAAAGGUGAAGUGUUGAAAGUUGGAAAUAAGAGCUGUGAGAACAUACACUCAGAUUCUGAAGCCGUCUUGUGCACGGUCCCCAGUGACCUGCUGAAAUUGAACAGUGAACUAAAUAUAGAGUGGAAGCAAGCAGUUUCUUCAACUGUCCUUGGAAAAGUAAUAGUUCAACCAGAUCAGAAUUUUAUGGGAUUGAUUGUUGGUGGUGUCUCAAUAUCAAUAAUACUUUUAUUAUUACUUGGACUUUUUCUGUGGCUAAAAAAGAAGAAGCGCAUUAAAGAUCUGGGCAGUGAAUUAGUUCGCUAUGAUGCAAGAGUUCACACUCCUCAUUUGGAUAGGCUUGUAAGUGCCCGAAGUGUGAGCCCAACUACAGAAAUGGUUUCAAAUGAAUCUGUAGACUACAGAGCUACUUUUCCAGAAGACCAGUUUCCUAACUCAUCUCAGAAUGGAUCGUGCAGACAAGUGCAAUAUCCCCUGACGGACCUGUCUCCCAUCCUAACUAGUGGAGACUCUGAUAUAUCCAGUCCAUUACUGCAAAAUACUGUCCACAUUGACCUCAGUGCUUUAAAUCCAGAGCUGGUCCAAGCAGUCCAGCACGUAGUGAUUGGGCCAAGUAGCCUGAUUGUGCAUUUCAGUGAAGUCAUAGGAAGAGGGCAUUUUGGUUGUGUAUAUCAUGGGACUUUGUUGGACAACGAUGGCAAGAAAAUUCACUGUGCUGUGAAAUCUUUGAAUAGAAUCACUGAUAUAGGAGAAGUUUCCCAGUUCCUGACUGAGGGGAUCAUCAUGAAAGACUUCAGUCAUCCCAAUGUCCUGUCACUCUUGGGAAUCUGCCUUCGAAGUGAAGGGUCUCCACUGGUGGUCCUACCGUACAUGAAACAUGGAGAUCUCAGAAAUUUCAUUCGAAAUGAGACACAUAACCCAACUGUAAAAGAUCUUAUUGGCUUUGGUCUUCAAGUAGCAAAAGGCAUGAAAUACCUUGCAAGCAAAAAGUUUGUCCACAGAGACUUGGCUGCAAGAAACUGUAUGUUGGAUGAAAAAUUCACCGUCAAAGUUGCUGAUUUUGGUCUUGCCAGAGAUAUGUAUGAUAAAGAAUACUAUAGUGUACACAACAAAACAGGUGCAAAACUGCCAGUGAAGUGGAUGGCUUUAGAAAGUCUGCAAACUCAGAAGUUUACAACUAAAUCUGAUGUGUGGUCCUUCGGCGUGCUCCUGUGGGAGCUGAUGACAAGAGGAGCCCCACCUUACCCUGAUGUGAACACCUUUGACAUAACCGUGUACCUGCUGCAAGGCAGGAGACUCCUGCAACCCGAAUACUGCCCAGAUGCCUUGUACGAAGUGAUGCUAAAGUGCUGGCACCCUAAAGCCGAAAUGCGCCCGUCCUUCUCAGAACUGGUCUCCAGGAUCUCUGCAAUCUUCUCUACUUUCAUUGGGGAGCACUAUGUCCACGUGAAUGCGACUUACGUGAACGUGAAAUGUGUGGCUCCCUAUCCUUCCCUGUUGUCCUCGCAGGAUAACGUGCACAGCACAGUGGACACGUGAUGCCUGGAUACGUCACAGUCCUAUCCAAGCAACAGCCGUACUUUCUUCAACAGUUCUCACUGCCUGGCCUUUGAAGGGUCAUCAAAUGUUUUUUAGCUUUUUGAUUUUUGAAUUUUGCCAAAAUUGCACCAUGAGAGGACCUUGUAUUGUUAUUUGCAUUUCUGGGCCAUAAGGAAUUUCUCAUCUGACAGAGCAUCAGAACCAGAGGCUUGGUCCCCCAGACCAAUGACCAGCAGCAACCCUAUAGUUAGGAUCACACUCCUGUCCCACUGGAGUCCAACCCCUGAGUUCUGAAUUGAAUGUUUUAAAAAUCAGAGGCCCACCUGGUUUUCUGUGGGGAACUACUAUGGAUUUGAGGGCUCCUGGGUCACAGAAAAUUCAGAAGAAGUGGUAAUGUUCAGGACAAUUGUGGCAGCCCAGGAGCCUACACCUCGUUUAGAAUUUCCACAUUUCCAAGAACUUUUGUCUGCUGUACGGUCACUAGCCUUUCUCCUUGCUGACGUUGUCAUUCGCCUAUUAGGCAAACAUUCCCUUUUAAACUUUUGUACACACAUUCUUUUUGUUGGAGGACUAUCUGGAGGCAAAGACUUUCAUCAGAGUUUCAAAAUAGCAUGACAUGGGGACAUUCAUAUGUUGUACAUAGAUGUCAUAAAGAAUAUCUUCAUAAAAUAGCCUAAUCACAGGGAAAUAUUUAGUUGUCAUUUAGAAAUCAACUGUUUGAGGGGCUGGCACUAUGGCAUAGUGGGUAAAGCCGCCGCCUGCAGUGCCAGCAUCCCAUAUGGUGCUGGUUCAAGACCCCACUGCUCCACUUCCAAUCCAGCUCUCUGCUGUGGCUUGGGAAAGCAGUAGAAGAUGGCCCAAAUCGUUGGGCCCCUGCACUUGCAUGGGAGAUCCAGAAGAAGCUCCUGGCUCCUGGCUUCAGAUCAGCUCAGCUCAGCUCCAGCUGUUAACGGCCAUCUGGAAGUGAACCAGCAGAUGGAAGAUAUUUUCUCUCUCUCUCUCUCUCUCUUUCUCUCUCUGUCUCUCUAUCACUCUCUCUCUAUCUCUCUCUAUCUCUGUCUCUAUCUAUCUCUAUCUCUGCCUCUGCCUUUCUGUAGCUCUGCCUUUCAAAUAAAUAAAUACAUUUUUUAAAGAAAAAUCAACUGAGAAAAUCAUGUUCUGAUCUAAUGAAUGUGGACAUUUAGAUGUUUUGUAAUUUCUUAAAUGAUGACUCAAAACAAGUCAUUUGUGGUGAUAAAUAUCUUCAAAGGUAACUCCACGUGUAUUUAAAGCAAAAUACAUCCAAGGAAAAGAUUCAUUGGCUCCCAUCACAACCCCUUAUGUAAAACAAACAGUGGAUAGACUAGAAAUACCUGGCCUCCUACUCAGGUGGCAACUUCUCACCUCACAAAUUGAAAACAAGACUUCCCGUUUUGUAAUAAGACAUGUUUUGUCUUAAGCAAAACAUAUCUUAGAAACAAACAAAAAAGAUAACUGAAAAUUCUAGCUAUUUUACCUGGAUGAAUAUUUACUCUAAGCAAGACUAUUGUGGCAUUUUGUCCUGUGGAAUUUUGUGCUUACUACUGUAUAGUGCAUGUGGCAUAGGUUACUCCUAACUGGUUUUGUCGAUGUAAACAUUGAAAGUAUUAUAUUUUUAUAAAAAUGUUUAUUUUUAAUGAUAUAAGAAAAAUUUUGCUAGGCCACAAAAAUACUGCACUGUGAACAUUUCAGAGAAGGUAUGUCAGACUCAGAUUAAUAAUCUCAUGGUUUUCAAUGGCUGUAAAUGGUGAUAAGGAAAUGUACUGAUUGCCAGUACACCCCACCCUUAUUACAUCACCAGGACUUGAAGCCAAGGGUUAACAUAGCAAGCUACAAAGAGGGUGUGUUAUGCUGAAACCCAAUAGUUGAGUUUGGCUGUUGUUGCAGGAAAAUGAUUGCAACCAAAAGUUCUUUGACAAUGGUGGGCAGACACAAGGAGUUGUACUGCAGAGAUGUUUCACUUCUGAUGUUACUAUUUCAUAAAUGUAAAGAAUAAUACUCGUGCACAGGGCAUUGUAAACGUUGGAUGUCAGCAAAGGGAAAUCUGCUGUGCAGAAAGAAGUAUCUCUUCCCAAGGUGGAGAGAAUGGAUGCACCAGGAACCAAAAGAACUUGUGGAAGCCACCCACCAGUGGAACUGCACCCUGUAUAUACUUGCUUGAAAAAACUGCAAUGUGAAAAUCAUGUUUGCUAUUUAUCAUUUGUCCUUAGGUUAAUGUGUUUGGACAGAUCUUGAGAGUAAGUGACUCUUCCAAGAACUAGAUACUUGUCACUGCCUAUAUUUGCAGUUGAGCUGAAUGGUACUUUGUAUUGUUAUUAGUUGUUGUCCUGAUAAAUCAUAUGAUUAAAAUAAAGUAAUGUAACAUCUUG